Molecule: messenger RNA, 3953 nt
Organism: Misgurnus anguillicaudatus (oriental weatherfish)
Lineage: Eukaryota; Metazoa; Chordata; Actinopteri; Cypriniformes; Cobitidae
Source: RefSeq, a predicted model, not a curated record
AUCAGUUUGAGCAACAAUCUGCUUUAAAUCCAGAGACAGUUGCGCAGACGGUCUUCUUUCACCACCACACGGCUGGAAAAACAGUCAGUCUGCACUUUGCACCCUGUCUUCGGCUUUCGUUGAAAAGGUUCCCUUCCAGACCAGAAUGGCUCAACAACCGCUCCUGUCGCUGCCCGAGUUUCAGAACUUGUCGGUGGGCACUUUGGUGAUAAAGGAGCCGCUGAAUUUCUGGGGAGGAGCGAGAGUGAAGCCUAAGCAAACAAAGAACCCCGAGCCAGUAUACGAACCUGCAACUGGCCGUGUGUUGUGUGAUUUGAUUCCCUGUGUAGAGGAGGAGGUAGACCAGGCCAUUAAAAAUGCUCAUUCUGCAUACCUACAAUGGCGCAAACGGUCUGGGAUGGAAAGAGCCCGGAUCAUGCUUGAGGCUGCCAGGAUUAUUAGAGAACGGAGAGGUGAAAUUGCAAAAGUGGAAGUGAUCAACAAUGGCAAAUCUAUCACUGAGGCUGAGUUGGAUAUUGACACUGCUUGGCAGUGUAUUGAGUACUAUGCUGGCAUUGCCCCCACAUUGUCAGGCCAGCACAUACAGCUUCCAGGAGGAUCUUUUGCUUAUACCCGAAGAGAGCCGUUGGGUGUUUGUGUCGGCAUAGGAGCCUGGAAUUAUCCAUUCCAGAUAGCUGCCUGGAAGUCAGCCCCAGCAUUGGCCUGUGGCAAUGCCAUGGUGUUCAAACCUUCUCCCAUGACCCCAGUGACAGCAGUCAUUUUGGCAGAGAUCUAUAAAGAGGCUGGUGUCCCUGAUGGACUCUUUAAUGUGGUACAAGGAGGAGCUGAGACUGGAUCACUGUUGUGUCACCAUCCAACAGUGGCUAAAGUGUCUUUCACUGGUAGUGUGCCCACAGGAAAGAAGGUUAUGGAAAUGGCAUCCAAGGGUGUAAAGCCGGUGACUCUAGAGCUUGGAGGGAAGUCACCUCUUAUUAUCUUUAAAGACUGUGAACUGGAGAAUGCAGUCAAAGGUGCCCUCAUGGCCAACUUUCUCACACAAGGAGAGGUGUGCUGCAAUGGCACACGAGUGUUUGUGCAAAGGGAGAUUAUGUCCCAGUUUUUGGAAGAAGUGGUGAAAAGGACCAAGGCUAUUGUUGUCGGUGAUCCCUUGCAAGGCGAGACACGCAUGGGUGCUCUUAUUAGCAAACCUCACAUGGAAAAAGUGUUGGGUUUCAUAAGCCAAGCUAAAGAACAGGGUGCAAAGGUGUUGUGUGGUGGUGAGCGAUUUGUUCCCAGUGAUCCCAAACUAAAAGACGGAUACUUUGUGUCCCCAUGUGUGCUGGACAACUGCAGGGAUGACAUGACUUGUGUGAAGGAGGAGAUCUUUGGCCCUGUGAUGUCCGUUUUGCCUUUUGACACAGAGGAAGACGUCCUUCAAAGGGCUAACAACACAACCUUUGGGUUGGCAUCUGGAGUCUUCACCAGGGAUAUAGCUCGUGCCCACAGGGUGGCUGCGAACCUUGAAGCAGGAACGUGCUACAUUAACAACUACAAUGUCGGUCCUGUGGAACUUCCUUUUGGAGGCUACAAGAUGUCGGGUUUUGGAAGGGAGAACGGGCAAGUGACUAUUGAAUACUUUUCUCAGCUGAAGACUGUUGUGGUGGAAAUGGGAAAUGUGGAAAGCCUCUUUUAAACCAUUAAAGGUGCAGUUUUUUCCUGUGUUUUCGCAGCUUUGAUUGUGUGUAUGGUGCACAAUAUAACGUGUUCAUGUUUCCUGUGUGAAAUAAGGCAGUAUUUUUCACAUAAUUUACCUCUGUCUUCCACUGUUUUCACUGUCCUAAAAUCGGGAUGUCUUCCUUGAAGUCCUUCUAUAAAGUCCCUCUUUCAGAAAUACGUAACGAGUUCUAAUUGUGUACCUAGUACAGUGUGUUGUGAUUCGAAUGUGAUUAGCACACGUUGUCCGAAUGGUCAUGGCAGUUCGAGGAAGCUGUCCUCGGCAAAGGCCAAACUAAAGCAAUAAGCCCCAAGAAGCAGUGGGUUACAGGGCAUGAGUGCCUAAAACCCCAUUAGCUGUUAUAAAAUGCCCUGUAACACCACUGCUUCGAAGAGCUUAUUGCUUUUAUAAAACGGUUACAUCAUAUUCAUAAAAUAAUUUUUUUUUAGUACAAAUAUUACUCUUCCGCCAAACAAAGUAGUUCCUCAAAAUCGAGUGUUGCUGCAACAGAGCGGUUCCCAAGCAACACAGAUACAGCAAAGACACAAUGAAAAUAUGAUUGAAGACCAUGGUGUUUUUUAAUAUAUUAACAUUCAUCUAAUAUAUUAAUUAACAUUUAUAUCAUGCAACUGAAGAGUGGAUAAAAUAUGUUUGGAACUCUUUCCCCACCAGCAUUUUUAAAGGGGCAGUAAGUAGAGUUUUAAGUGUUUUAUUAAUCAAAACCAAUGUCUUUAUUCAUAAAUAUGUCCUUGUUGGUGUCAAAAGACUUCUGCUAGUGAUCUGACUUUUCUUUGUAAGCGUAGAAUUUCUCCUCUUUACCUACAUUGAACAGGUAAGUCCAAGGAGGCUUCCAUGUCGUUUCGUCGUAUUGAUAAACUUUGAUAGCAGAGAGGGACAAAAAGCAAUAGCCUAAGGCUGCAGUCACACCAAAAGCGUUUAUGGCAGUUUCAGGCACCUUUUUUGAAUGAUAUUCUAUGGGCAGGGCGCGUUUGCGCGCUGUUUAUGCGCGCCGAGCGCCUUGCGGUUUUUUGCCGCCUCCCGCGCACGCGUUUUUGAAGGAGCGCUCAGAGCGGAAAAGUGCAUUACGUCAUUCGCGUCUUCCAUUGUCCAAUCGAAUCAGGGGAGAGGCGGGCCUUACGUUGUGGUGAGGGAAGUUUACAGUUGCUUUGAAGAACCGGACUCCACUCGCUCACUCUCUCCUGCGUGUUUGUGCACCUCUCACCCUCAAACAAGGUCAGAGCAAGCGCCCUCUUUUUAAAGUUUCUGCUAAUAUGACAGUUAACAGCAAAAAAGCGCUCACACUUCAAUAUUUGAUUGGCAAGACAGCUGACUCGGUGGUUGCUUAGCAAUAUGAAAAGCCGCGUCUCACUGCUGUUUUUUAAAAAAGGCAGUGCGUCGCGCCUUGCGUUUGCAAGCGUUUAAAGCGCUUUUGGUGUGACUGGCCCCUAACAACGCGUUUCCACAAUGCAUUUUCACUCAGAACACGUGAGCAGCUGAAACGGAUAAAGCGGAUCAGUGAUAACAUAAUGGCUAUCGUAGUUGCAACACGCAUUUGGAAAGACGAGGCGCUAGAGAGCGUUUGAAUUCAAUUUCACCACUAGAUGGGGGUAAAUCCUACUUACAGUCCCUUUAAAAAAAGUUGCCAGCCAGCUUCAGCAUUUUUAUGAUUUUCACAAUAGAUUAAUUUUCUUUUUUAAAUAUAUUAACAUACAAAAUAUCAAAUGAAAGAACAGUCCAUUCACUUUUAAACAAACAAAAAAAAAACAUUUCAUCUUAUCUUCAUUUGCUUUCUUUUAUCACCUCUCAAAUUUAAGUUGUGUAAGAGCGCCACCUAGUGGAUAAUAGCGGUGCACACAGCAACAUUAACUUUCGGCCCACGGCCCUCAGUCAGGUUUGAUUUUUGGCCCUUGGCAGGAAAAAUUUGGGCACCCCUGGUUUAGAUCAAAAGCUAUUUCCGUUAAGUUUGUGACAAUAUCCUUACAUUUGGAAUCGGAUUAUAUAAUAUAUCAUGAAAGGGUUUCAAACAAAAUACAUAUUUAAUUUUUGCUGCCAAAUGUUGGAACUGCUAUUGUUCCUACACACAGUCCUUGUUGCAAUGUUUGUGUUUGGUGUUUUGUUGCCAUUCCCAACACAUGGAAACACUGACAGUGUUAACUGUUAAACAUGUGUAUUUACCUCAGUACUAUGUAAUAUAAGCAUUUGACAAACAGUGUCACAUAGUAUUUUAAACCAGAUUAAUUCAGGCUAAAAGAAAAAACAA